Molecule: messenger RNA, 1083 nt
Organism: Acipenser ruthenus (sterlet)
Lineage: Eukaryota; Metazoa; Chordata; Actinopteri; Acipenseriformes; Acipenseridae
Product: probable G-protein coupled receptor 139
Exons: 2
Coding region: 1-1083 (360 amino acids)
Biological process (GO): G protein-coupled receptor signaling pathway
Cellular component (GO): membrane
Molecular function (GO): G protein-coupled receptor activity
Source: RefSeq, a predicted model, not a curated record
AUGCCAACUACAAAUCUGAUAGUCACAUUUCAGAAGUUUUUUUACCCCAUACUAUCUGGUAUAGGGAUUCCAGUCAACCUCUUCACCUUCUAUAUGAUCAGAUUUCGCAAAUGUGAGAUGUCAGAAACAGCUAUAAUCUACCUUAGCGCCUUGGCCAUUGUAGAUUGCUUUUACCUGCUGUGGGUGGCACUUCUGGACCUGUCCCUAUCCUUUCUCCUAGAUCACCCUUUCUGGCACGCUUACCCUUGGUGUGGGAUCCUCACCUUCCUUGAGUAUGGCUCCUUGUUCAGCUCCACCUGGAUCGUGGUGGUUUUCACCAUAGAACGCUACCUCGCCCUGAGGAUGACAAAGGUCAAAAUGCACUUCUCUCAAUCCAAAGCCACUGUGAGGAUCAUUCUGUCUGUGGUUCUGCUCUGUCACCUGGUGGCAAUUCCAGACUACUGGAUCAACGGUGUCACAAUGUUUAACUACACAACUGAUGGGGAGAACAUCACCUUACCAAGGUGCUUCUAUGAAAACACCAUGUUCUCCACCUUGGUGGUCUGGAUCAACACCUUCAUCUCCGGGGGCAUCCCUUUCACCCUCAUCAUUGUUUUCAACUCUCUCAUUGGACACCAUCUCACCCAGGCCAGCAAGAUGUUUACCAAGGAACAGCAGAGGAUCAUCAAAGGGGUCACCACCAAAGGCAUGGUCAGAAGGACCAUCCUACUUCUCUUCACAGUCUCUUUUACCUUUGUUGCCUUGUGCCUACCUCGCUUCGUGACCUACUGCAUCCUGAGGACUGCAUACAACUACCCAGAUUUCAACAGAGAUGACUACAAUCUGUCUAUCAAUGUCUUCAGUGACAUUGCGAUCAUGCUGCAAAAUCUGAAUUCCACCACCAAUUUCCUCUUGUACUGCAUGGUGAGCAAGGGGUUCAGGCAGGAACUGCGGAACCUGCUGAAACCCAACACAAGAGCGAAAGAGCUGGGCUCCCAUUUCACCCAGACAACCAUGAAAAUCUUUUCGGUAACGGGUAGCAAAAUGCAUCGCUCCAGGGAUCCCGUCGAUGUUGUCCUUACAAAACUAGCACGCAUAGACUAA